Molecule: messenger RNA, 4426 nt
Organism: Sinocyclocheilus anshuiensis
Lineage: Eukaryota; Metazoa; Chordata; Actinopteri; Cypriniformes; Cyprinidae
Product: la-related protein 4-like
Exons: 17
Coding region: 346-2649 (767 amino acids)
Biological process (GO): positive regulation of translation
Cellular component (GO): cytosol; cytoplasmic stress granule
Molecular function (GO): mRNA 3'-UTR binding
Source: RefSeq, a predicted model, not a curated record
GAGGGGGUGGUCGCAUUGUCUGUCAGGACGGUGGCGGAGUGUGAAUUUCUGCCGUCUGUCAAAAACGCUCGCUGAUCCCCAUUAAGGCUUAUUAGAGUAUGAAGUAGACCCGUACUGGAGAUAGAUUCGCAAGCGUUAGUGUUAGCGAGUCUUCCUUUUUCUUCCGUCCUUCGUUUAGUUUCUGAAACGGUAAGACAAACCGACCGUAACUAGCUAGAGCAAGUGCUUGUUGCAUUCAGCCGGCGAGAGGAGGUGCGUAGUGGCGGAUCGGGCGAGGAGGCGCACGGGGCUUGAUCGCGGAUCGGGGUCGAGAGUGGCCGGCCGGGGCAGAGCCAAAGGCGGCCGAUGACUUCGGAGAUUAGCAGCCAAGCGCAACAGAAGGAGGUCGAGCCGGGAUCAGUCGCCCGUGAUCAAGAGGAGAAAACCGGCGAGGACCAAGGCGGCAUGGUGACCACCAAGGGGGCUGGUCUGAAUCCCAAUGCUAAAGUGUGGCAGGAAGUGUCUGCACCAACUACCCAGACUCCAGAGGCAGCCACAGAGACGUGCCAUUGGCCACAAGCAGAUACUGUCUCCACCGAGGAGUCAGAAGGUUUCAAGGAGUAUGGUGUUGGCUAUGGUGACUCGGAGUCAGCCCCUCCUAUGGAGAAUAGCAUGUUGAAUGGCAUGGAGUCUGCAGAACUGGCUUACCCACUCUACGAACCAGUGGAGGGUGAGGCGGUCGAGGUGCAGCCUCCGCUGUCUGAAGAGAGUCUGAAGGAGUCACUGAAGAAGCAGCUGGAGUUUUGCUUCUCAAGAGAGAAUCUCUCCAAGGACCUUUACCUGAUGUCUCAGAUGGACAGUGAUCAGUUUGUCCCUAUUUGGACCAUUGCAAGCAUGGAGGGGGUCAAACUGCUGACUACUGAUAUGGACCUGAUACUUGAGGUGCUACGAGCCUCUCCCAUGGUGCAGGUGGAUGAAAAGGGGGAGAAGGUACGGCCAAACCACAAGCGAUGUAUCAUCAUCCUCAGAGAGGUUCCUGAGACCACACCUGUAGAGGAGGUGGAGGCCCUGUUUAAAAGUGAGAAGUGUCCGCAGGUUAUCAGUGUGGAGUUUGCACACAAUAACAACUGGUACAUCACAUUUCAGUCUGACACUGAUGCUCAGCAGGCUUACAGAUACUUGCGUGAGGAAGUCAAAACCUUUCAGGGCAAACCAAUUAUGGCUCGCAUCAAGGCCAUAAACACGUUCUUUGCUAAGAACGGUUAUGGGGCAGUUGAAUCCGGGGUUUACUCCACUCCAUCACAGUACUCGUCUCCAGUUUACCUGCAGCAGGUGUACCAGCCUCCACAGCAGUACCCUCUCUAUAGCCUCCUGCCACAGACUUGGACCCCCUCACCCACCCCUUACUUUGAAACGCCACUGGCUCCAUUUCCAAACAGCACAUUUGUUAAUGGCUUUGGCCCAGCAGGAAACUACAAAACUGGCUCCUCUCCAAUCAGCCUUACGCACAACUACCCCCGCAACCGACUUCCACUUUAUUCCAGAAAGAAUGUAAUCAAUGCCUUCAGGAAUCAUGUAAAGCCACAACCUCGUGCUGACGUGGGUCAGCUGACAGAGACUUUGUCUAGUACUGGUUGUCCCCAGCCACCAUCCACCUCUACUUCCGAGACCACUGCCUCCACCCUCAUCCCGCUCUCUGAACCACAGGUUUCCCCCAGAGAGAACCACCACUCAGAUAUUGGCAUCAGCAGCCGGGCAAGGAGGGGAAGCUAUCGUGGCAUGAGGAGGAGAAGAGAAGAUGAAAGAAUGAGGCAAAAUCCUGAUUCAGAAGUGAAAGCUCCUCCCCCUAAGUUUGACCUCGCAAGCACUAACUUCCCGCCAUUGCCAGGAGGUGUGCCGAGUCGUCUGCCAGGUGUGACUGUGCAAACUGAGUCGGUGUUGGAAAAUCGCAUGGCAGAUGUAGUUAAGGGCAUCAGCAGGGACAAGCAGGAAACAAGUAAGCAAGAUGUCGGUCAAGAUCCCAGAACAUGUCCAGUGGAAGCUCAGUCGACCGAACCCUUCACUCCAGCGCCAAAGCUUCCUGCCUCAAAAGAGGACACACCUAGCACUAGUGCGUCACAUCAAGUGAAGAAACCUGAGAAAGAGGUUCAGGUCUCUGACACGCCUCCAGACCUUGCAUCAGUGACUGCAAAGCACGUCCAGCCCAUUUCUGCCCCCAAACCUUCAUGCAGCCAAUCAAGCACUUCAAGCACUGCAUCUACACCACCUGACCCAACAAGCGCAACUGUCCAGGAGCCUCGGAAACUGAGCUAUGCGGAGGUGUGUCAAAGGCCACCCAGAGACCCUCCCCCUGCACCAGUAGCCCCGCCCAGCCCCAGUCCCACCCCUUCUCCCACCACAAGCCAACCACUACGUGAACUUCGUGUCAACAAAGCGGAAGGCCCAGCCUCAUCCCGCUGCAUCCCUGGUGAGAAAUUGGAGAAGGGAAGUGAUAGUCGGACAUCCAGAGAGCCUACUGGAUACCAAUGUGGUAACGGCCCCAGAGGGUCAGGUUUUAAGCUCCGAGAGCAACAGAGACGGCCUCUACAUGGUCGACGCUCCUCUCCACAGACGGGGUACAACAGACGCAGUGGAAAAGAACAAAACAUCCCACCUAGAUCGCCAAAGUAAUGCCUCGUAUGCCCACAACGCGUGCACACUUAUAUAAUAAAGUAAGACUAUAUAAAACUAUAUAUAUCUACAUAUGAAAGCUGGACUGUUGCACUGUGGUGUCGGAAGAACUCUGCUUCCCAAAUGACUGAAAUCUGGGAAGUUGAUCCUUAAAAAAAAUUACAGAAGAAAACUAGGAAUUUAAGGAAGACAAAAAAACUCUUACACUUGAAAGGAGAAAUGGAGGCUAUGCUUCCUGUGCUGUCUGUGAUUUACAGCAAUUAAUUAGAUUGUGAAUGAUUUUUUUUAUUUUACUUGGAGUGUUUAAGGUCCUGGCACUAGUGUAGAAUGCUUUACCUUGUUUUAUAUAUAAUAUCUUUAAAUGAUAGUAGUAAUGUUGGUGAGAAAUCAAGCCAGCACAUGUGCUCCAUAUGCAACAGAUAACACAAAGACAGCAUGGCAACACCACCACAGGGCCAAAACUCACAUUUGUGUGUGUCUUUUCAUUACUUCCUAUGUUUGCACCAGUCCUAAAAGGGUCUGGGGAAGAAGUUCGAUUCAGAUGUGAUGCUUUUGAAAAUGAUCACAUGAUUUUGAAAAUUAUCAAAUGAUUCAUAAUUGUUUGUUCUUUAAUUUAUUGAAAGCGUGCACAAUAUGAAACUUUACAGAUAUCCCAAAGUGUGAUUUCUAGACUUGGAAAAGUUAAUAAUAUUGUUAUUAUAAUUAAUAGAUAAUUAACAGCUAUAAAUUACUCUAAUAUGAUGAGUCUUACGUUUAAAAUGAUUUCUAAAAGUCCUUGUUCAAAAUUUCUUAUUUAGUCAUUACAAUCAAUUGGAAAAGUCAAUGAAAUUUAUUGACCUGAAAAUGGUGGAAACCUGUCUAUAUUUGGCAUGCAUUUUCUAACUCAAGCAGGUAUUAAGUGUUUCACAUGAUUCAGAAAGCAUAGAGUGAAUCAGUUGUGCACAUAUGCCAUUGUGUUGUAAUCGCUUAAUGACUGAAUCAUAAUUAAAUCAUGAGGUGCCUAUAGAUUCCCACCCCUGGUCUAUAACUGGAAGACAAGUGUGUGUACCUUGUUCAGACAAAGGAAGAGGGAAAUGUGUAGGUUUGAAGGACACACUGAACAGGAAGUUUGUCAUGACGAAUGGAUGAAGUAAGACAUCCAUUGAAAAAAGAUUUGGACAAAUAUAUUCAAGGAGAUUUUUGAGUUGGUGUGUGGUGCUGUAUAGUGCCAUACAGUGUCAUGUGAUGUCCAGUGUUUCUGAAGGCUGGGUCUGUCAGUAACAGAAAGAUCCAGCUGCUUUGCUGAAAGAAUGAGUAGAAAUCAUUCGUGUAGAUGAGAAAAAAAACACUGUUUGUCUUCCUUUCCCUUGGGAGUGCAAGUCUUGUUAGUGUUUUCUAGUGAUCAGGUUGUUGUUUGUAGUGUCUGCUUUUGACAAUUUCCGUUUGUUUUGUUUUUUUCUCCCCUCUGCUGUAGAUGCUGGUGACUAUAAUCAGGUUGAAUUUUAUGCUCUGAGUUAGUGUGCUGCUUCAGAAUCGCCAUUCAUGUCCAGUCUGUGAUAUUGAGUCAGUCUGUUUGUUUCUUUGUAUGUUUAAUGAUAAUCUGUAUGUGAUGCUUGCAUUUAUGCCUAUACAUUUCAGGUAUGAUUACAUGUAAUAUACCUGCUACAGCACUCAUAAUAUACCUGUCAUCUAAUCUCAUGUCGAUGUAGGUAAAAGAGAUGGAACUCAGGACCUCAGAGGAAAUAGGUGAUGUGUAUGACUGCUAAUUUUGUCCAAUGCUUACUGCGGGAUAUAUAUA